AUGGGUGAUUCCUCUGGCACAUUCAAGGUUGAACCUUCAAAUCCUUACUACAUCAAUAAUUCAGAUCAUCUAGGUUUGGUAAUUGUACCAAAGCCUUUGAAUGGAGAUAAUUAUGCAACGUGGCGCAAAUUCAUAACUGUUUCAUUGAACGCAAAGAAUAAAUUGGGUUUUGUUGAUGGAACUCUCAAAAAGCCGUCAUCGGAAUCCAAUCCUGAUGAACACGCGGCAUGGAUGCGCUGUAACGACAUGGUUUUCUCUUGGAUUGUCAACAUGCUUGAUCCCGAAAUCAGCGAUAGUGAAACUUCAUAUUUGACACAAGACCAAUUGUCAGUUGCUGCCUAUUACACCAAGUUGAAAGGUCUUUGGGAUGAACUUGCUUCCUACACAGAUUCUUCUACCUAUACCUGUGCAGCCCAUGGUGAUCGCAACAAACUCAUGCAAUUCCUUAUGGGAUUGAAUGAGUCUUACAGUGCUGUGCGUGGCCAAAUUCUCUUGAUGAAUCCGUUGCCGUAUGUUAGGCAAGCAUAUGCCUCCAUCAGCCAAGAAGAAAAGCAACGCACGCUUGGAGCCUCACGAGUCGCUGCUGGAACCUCCGAUAUUGCUGCCAUGGCUGUUAGAACUGGACGCCCUAAUCAGAAUCGAUCCACCAACUGCGAGGAUCGUCACACUGACAGGUCGGACCAAAACCAUUCCUAG
Molecule: messenger RNA, 696 nt
Organism: Prunus persica (peach)
Lineage: Eukaryota; Viridiplantae; Streptophyta; Magnoliopsida; Rosales; Rosaceae
Exons: 2
Coding region: 1-696 (231 amino acids)
Source: RefSeq, a predicted model, not a curated record